Magallana angulata is the source of this 1914-nucleotide messenger RNA. Its product is annotated as neuroglobin-like. The record is from RefSeq and is a predicted model, not a curated record. Lineage: Eukaryota; Metazoa; Mollusca; Bivalvia; Ostreida; Ostreidae. Bases 359 to 898 code for a protein of 179 amino acids. Gene Ontology annotation, molecular function: heme binding; oxygen binding. The transcript is spliced from 5 exons.
CCUUAAUGAGCAUCAAUAUCCGAUCUACCGAUUCCACAAUGGCGGGAUGUGUGGUUAAAAGGUCCUAAUAAACAGGCGUGCUCUGAUGACAAUGGACCCAAUAAACAGAUCGACACCAGCCUCCUCCGUCACAAUGGACAGACACCGACACUUGACAGCGUGAUGCUCAUGCCGACAGAUUUUAUCUUCUUGCGUAAUUAAACCGACUAGAACCGUUCGAUCUUUCUAAAUACCGGAAAGACUAAGGCGCUCUGAUUUUCAGUCACUUUGUGUGAGGACUUAAUGAUAAUUUACUAAAGACAAAGUACACAUUGGUGAUGGCUGUAAUAGGUAACUAAAGAUCAUCAAUUUGUAAACGAUGGGUUGUACCCUGUCUGGAAUUGAAGAUGCCAACCGAGAGAAGCGGGAGUUGGAGACUUACGUAACAGCGGAGGACAUCCGGUUGGUGAAGGAAAGUUGGAAAAUAGUGGGUCAGGACUUAGACGGGGCGGGGAUGAUGGUAUUCCACAAAUUGUUCGAGAAGAACAAGGACCUGAAGAGGCUGUUCCAGAAUAUGACCCACACAGAGGCUGACGGAGAGCUGGUAUUGGACGAGGAGAGGCUGCGCGCGCAUUCCCGGAUCGUGAUGGACGGUCUGGGGGCCGCGGUGGAGAGUCUGGAGGACUCGGUGAUACUGACCAACAUACUGAUCGUGAUGGGGGAGCGCCACGCCGGCUAUAACGUCCGUCCGGAAAUGGUCAGCCUCCUAUGGCCGGCGAUCCGUGACACGUUUAAAGAAAAAUUAGAGGACGACUUUACACCCGACAUUGCACGUGCAUGGACUCACGUGUUCGACUACUUAAAAGCACGGUUUCAGGAGGGAAUUAGACGAGGACGCAAUCAGAAAAACGAAAUGUGAACACUGUUGAGUGCUGUGUAUAAUUUUCAUUCUUCAUUAAUAUUAUUUUGUCUUGUUUUUUUUUUAACAUGCAAAGUGCCUCGGUCUGGAAGGUGCUUGGACAACUAUGAAAUUCUCAGGGACAAAUUGCAGCGGUGUAGCCGUGCGUUUUUACAAAUUUUUUUUUAGAUAUAAUAUACACAAGUUGUUGUUGCUCAUAUCAAUCGCUUUAGUUUUCUUCUUACGACUAAGUUAGCCUCGAACCGAGAAAAAUGACAUUUGCAAAAGCACAUCUGCUUUGACAGAGUCAAUAUUUUUUGCGAGGAAUGGAGAGAUACGAUGUGAUACCGGUAAGUGGCCACGGAUAAUGGGGACAUGGAUGCCUCAAUGACAUUUUUCCUCGUUAAGUCAGAAGCACUUGGAUUUUAAUGGAGUGUUUAAUGUUUUAAUGUAGUGCAAAUUAACGCGCAUGUUAUUGACACCAGUCUAUAUCAGUAUUGUCUAAGGAGAAUAUGCGAGGAAGUGUAUAUUAGCAGGAGGCUUUGUUCACGCACCCGUGGAUCCAUUGACUGAACGUUGUUGUACAUAUUAAUGUAGCUGCUGACCUAUAGUUGUACGGGAUACAUUUAAUUUUGUCAACCUGAUUUUUCUCUAAGCCUACAGAGAGGUCUGUAACGAUCAAUUACACCCCCACCCAACCCUUUGAACGACGAGUACUCUGUAAACCAAACAAGCAACGAUAAUCUGCUCUGUCUGCCCCGUGAAUCUUUAUUGUUGUUAAUUGUGAACAGGAAGCAAUGACGGUUUAAUUCUAAUACAUUUGCAUUAUAACUCGGCUCUUAUAUCAGUCCAGGUAUUAAGAACGAUAACUUGCAAAUGUGGUAGAUUAUGUUGCUUUUCCUAUAUGACUGUAUAUAGCUAUAAAUUGUACUUAUACUGAUUGUGCGUUUGUUCUGAAGAAAUAGCAGACUGAAUUCCGACAAUGGGAGGCAUUGGUUCAUCUUGUUGGUUUUAAUUAAUAAACUCAUAUACCUGUA